UGUACCUUUGCAAAGGAUCCAAUUAGUAAAAAGAUGUCUCGUUCAAUUGCAUUUCUCGAGAUCGCUUCGUUGCCAACUGUGAGGGUUGGUUCUGAAUCCACGUAGGAUGCCAUGGUAACAAAGCGCUUGAAUUGUCGCUACAGUCCAGGUUUUGCUCAAAGAUACAACGAAGUCACUCCGGCUACCGACUGAAAAUUACAGAAAGCGCUGUUGGACUGCGCUCUUUUACGCUGUUAUAUCAUUCUCGACUACGAGCAUGCUAUGGCCGAUUCGCAAUCCCAAUUAGACGAUGUUGAACACGAAAUCGACCUAAUUGAUAUUGAAAUAUCUUUGUUGAAGGAGAAAAGGACUAAAUUAAUAUCACGUCGAAACCAUUUACGAUCGAAGGUUGGAGCUGUAUCGGAUCUUCAACACCACCAACAGCACACUGCUUUGCCUGACUACAACUCUACAGCGUUUCCAUGGUACCCACAGUUGAAAGAGGCGUCAAAUAAAUAUUUCAAAAUCAAUGAUUUUAGGCCGCUACAGCUACCUAUCAUGAAUGCCGCCAUGGAUCGUCAACGCGAUCUUUUCAUUGUCCUGCCAACUGGGGGAGGCAAAUCAUUAUGCUAUCAACUACCAGCUGUCUUGGAGCAAGGUGUUACUGUAGUUGUCAGUCCUUUAAUUAGUCUUAUUCAAGAUCAGUGCUUUCAUUUGGAUGAGGCUGGAGUAGAUGCAGGAUACCUCAUCGGUGCGUCAACCAAGGAAGAAGUGGCCCAAGUCACAGCUCGCCUAAUGUCAGGUUCGCUCAAACUGAUCUAUGUGACUCCUGAAAAGAUUGCCAAAAGCAAAAGGUUUAUGGCAAAGCUGGGUAAACUUUAUGAAAAGGGAAAUUUGGCUCGAAUUGUCAUCGAUGAGGCUCAUUGCUGCUCUGUCGUGGGUCAUGACUUUCGACCAGACUACAAAAAGCUCAAUGUGCUGAGGACUGUCUUCCCUAAAACUCCAAUAAUGGCUUUGACGGCGACCUGCUCAGCGACGGUAAUGACAGACGUUAUGAACAUACUUGGAAUGCCAAAAAUUACAGAUUCAACAAAAGGCACACUUUUAUUCUCUGCACCCUUACAUCGGCCGAAUUUGAAAUACCAAGUUCUUCCCAAAGCGGAUAAGGCAGAUCAAGUCAUUACGGACAUUGUCGCUUGGAUACAGAAUUACCACCCUGGUGAAUCUGGUAUUAUCUAUUGUCUAUCCAAGAAAGACACACAUGCUGUAUGUGAAGGUAUCAUGAAGGAGAGCAAUGGUCGCAUCAAAGGCGGCGUGUAUCAUUCGGACUUAUUUGAGGAUGAUAAAGAGAGGAUACAUACGUUAUGGCGGAAAAACGAACUGCAUGUUAUAGUGGCCACCAUAGCCUUUGGCUUAGGUAUCAAUCAUCCUAACUGCCGAUUCAUCAUACACCAUUCUAUGUCUAAAUCUGUUGAAGGAUACUAUCAAGAGAGCGGGAGAGCUGGCCGCGAUGGUUUACCGGCUGAUUGUAUAGCUUUGUAUCGAGGACAAGAUGCCAUACGCCUUACCACACUGGUAGUUGGAGAUCUGAAUGGAAAGGACAAUGUGUAUGGUAUGAUACGCUAUGCGCAAGAUUAUCGAACAUGUCGAAAAAUUUUCUUUGAAUCGUACUUCUCCAACGAUCCUACUGUAUCAUCUUCUGAAUAUUCCGGUCAAUUACUGAACACCACCUCAAUGGAUCAGCCCUGCGAGCUAUGUGAUAAUUGCCGAAGGGGAAAAGGUGAUGGUCACUCCGUCGUUUCCAAAGAUAUUACACUGGAAGCCAUGACGGCAGUCAAAAUUGCGAACGCGGCACAAACGAGUUCUGAAGAAAGAGUGACCAUGGUGAAGAUGGUUAAUUAUAUGAGAGGCAGAGGGCUUAAAAAGGGUGGACUUGAGGAGCUUUUCAAAAGCAACGAUGUAGAGGCAGCGCCAAAAAAGAAAUGGACAGAUGCCGAAUUGGAAAUGAUGAUAAACUAUCUAUUGACUGAACAAUAUCUUUGGGAAGACUUUCACUUUACACCUUAUAGCUCCAUAUCCUAUCUCAAACCCGGGCCAUUGGCAAGGCGUUUGUCAUCGUUGAGGAAAAGUGACCUUCAAGGCGAUAGGCAACCAAUACAGAUCAUGAUGGACUUUUUGGUGGAUGAAAGUGCCGAAGCAAACCUUCCACGACCAGCAAAGAGAAAAAGAAUAUCAAAGGCCACCACCCCUCAAGUUCCCCAUAUCGACAGCUAUGACGAUGAUGAAAUUGAAAUCGACUUGUCUAUUUACAAUGAAAUAUCAGAUGCUGAAGAUACGUCAGAAGCGCGAUCAACACCACCAGCGCCAAGAGAGAUUAUUGACUUGGAUGAUUAAAUCAAGAGUCUCCCUUCACCACAAAGACAUCCAUCCCAUCGCAUAUUGUAAUUAUAAAGAAAAAGUAACUUUUAUUGUUGAAUAUAGAACAAAUACCUAAUGAAGUGAGAAUGAAGUGUGAGUAAAAUGAGAUCAUCAUCCGUGUAAAAUGUGAUAUGUGUAUAUUUGGCUUCAAAAUGAGUAUGCUUUGCACUGAUAUCAAAGCACAAAGUAGAAAGAAACCAUUUGUUCUUGUUUGUGAAAAAAAUUGUCACAUUCCAUAGUGAAUAGGAAAGCGGCAGAGUGUAUCAAACUUGGUGAUGGGAAGGGGAUUUGAAAAAGAAUUCAUGAAUGAAUCUUACCUUUAUGUAAACGAGUAAAGUAUGUGCUGAAACUGGUAGAGGAAA
This is a messenger RNA of Umbelopsis ramanniana AG, 2759 nucleotides long. RefSeq lists its product as uncharacterized. Gene Ontology annotation, cellular component: cytoplasm; chromosome. Gene Ontology annotation, biological process: double-strand break repair via homologous recombination. The record is from RefSeq and is a predicted model, not a curated record. The transcript is spliced from 10 exons. The coding region runs from base 262 to 2373 and encodes 703 amino acids. Lineage: Eukaryota; Fungi; Mucoromycota; Umbelopsidomycetes; Umbelopsidales; Umbelopsidaceae. Gene Ontology annotation, molecular function: ATP binding; four-way junction helicase activity; nucleic acid binding.